Messenger RNA from Danaus plexippus (monarch butterfly), 3265 nucleotides. It is a transcript of the gene sud1, whose product is annotated as prolyl 3-hydroxylase sudestada1. Gene Ontology annotation, molecular function: L-ascorbic acid binding; peptidyl-proline dioxygenase activity; iron ion binding. Bases 95 to 1957 code for a protein of 620 amino acids. Gene Ontology annotation, biological process: peptidyl-proline hydroxylation; regulation of translational termination. Lineage: Eukaryota; Metazoa; Arthropoda; Insecta; Lepidoptera; Nymphalidae. The transcript has 9 exons. Gene Ontology annotation, cellular component: cytoplasm. The record is from RefSeq and is a predicted model, not a curated record.
UUUAGCGUACGUCAACACAAUUUUGAGGUUAGGCGUCGCAUCGUUUUGGUUUGAAUUGUUUUUUUCUUGUAUUAUGUAGUGUUAGUGAUGUAAAAUGAGUUCUCCGACUAAAGAAACUGAAGAUCCAUCAUCUAGCAAUGCUGAGAGUGAGGAAUACACAGGCGGAAAUAGCGAUGCGAAUACAGAGCAGAGACCGCCCGCCAAGCGGCCUAUGUCUACAGCAGUUAUUGAAAUUUCAGACACUGAAAGUGAUGAUUCCGAUGUCUGCGCUGUUAAUUCUUACCAGGCCUCAGCUGAUGAGGUGAAAAGAAUACGAAGAGAUUAUUCAUCUUCGUCAUCAUCUUCUUCAUCAUCAAACUACAGCUCUGAUUCUGACUCACCAUGGGAAGAUGACUCUGUAGUAAUAGAUGAUAAAGCAAUGGGAAGGCCUGUGAUUGCUAAGAUGUUAGUUAGAGCUAAUAGAAUGGAUGACCCUAAAUUUAAUCCUGAACUGAAGUCUCAAGAGAUCAUAAGUAAAAUUAAAUCUCACUGGGAUGAGAAGACAGACCACAGUAGUGACCAAGUGACCUUAACAUGUAAACCGUUCAGACUCUGUCGGAUUCAUGGCUUGUUAGAGAACUCGGAGAUAAUAAAUAAUAUAGUGGACGACAUGAACACAUUGGACUGGUCGAGGAAGAAGAUGGAUCUGUACGAGUUCCACCAGACCUCUGACUUAGCAAACUUAACUUGGCAGCGUAGUAUAAGAGGUAUUUACGAAUUAUUGAAGACUGAAGUAAUGACUUGGGUGUCGCAAGUAACAGGCAUAGAGUUGACAUCAGUGUCGGCGUCAUGUUCGCUGUAUGGCCCCGGAGACCAUCUCUUGGUUCACGAUGACCGACUCGGGGACAGGAGGGUGGCCUUCAUCCUGUACCUAGCACCUUGGACGCCACGAUCUCCACCACACAUGCAGAACGGAGCUGAAAGUCAAGAUAAGUGUUGGAGCGGUCCGGGCUGGAGGCCGCAUAUGGGUGGAGCGUUGGAGUUGGUCGAGGAUGGACAGGUUGUGUUCCGUGCCUUCCCUGCUAAUAAUACACUAGCAUUCUUCGCAGUCGGCCCGACGUCCUUUCAUCAGGUGGGCGAAGUCCUAUCUAUGGAGCUUCCUCGGCUGUCUAUUAACGGUUGGUUUCACGGUCCGGCGCCGGAGUCCGAGGAGCCGCACGCGGAGCUCCCCGUGCCACUCACACCGCACAACCAAGUGGUGGUGUUGAAGUCGUGGGUAGAGGCUGGGUACUUGUGUCCCCGAGCUCGAGCCCAGGUCCAGGCGCAGAUGGAGCGUGCCAGCGAGGUCUGCCUGCAUGACCUAUUGCUGCCAUCGCGAUGCCAGCAACUGCUGGAAGCGCUGGAGAAGAAUGACAUAGAAUGGGAGCAGUGUGGUCCAGCACAUCAGCGACGGUAUCAGCGAGUGACGGAGAAAUGGCUCUCAGCCAGCGAACUCUCCGAGGCAAAUGAGGAAGAAGCCAUCCAGGGCGAAGAGCCCGACGACUGCGGGGUACAGGGGGAGACGCAUGUCGUGCGAGCACUGCUAAGGCUCCUCAGUAGUACAGCAUUCAUGAGGCUGGUGGCGGACUGUACAGAUCUACCGCUGACUUUGUACAGGAAACUAGAAAUGCAACGCUGGCGGGCUGGAGAUUUCACUCUUCUCCCGCCCCGGGAACAUUAUCAGCAGCCUCGUCUAGAGGCAGUCCUGUAUCUGGGUGUGCCGAAACAUCCUAUCUGUGGAGGUCAAACGUUGUAUGUGGCCCCAGAAGAGGGGUCGCUCGCGGAGGCCGAGGCAUUGGUGACUCUGCCCCCCAGACACAACGCGUUAGGGCUGGUGUACUGCGACGCUGGCGCAGCCUCCUUCACCAAAUAUCUCAGCAAGAUGACCAUGUCGGAGAACGAGUGCUUCUAUAUAGUGACCUGUACUUAUACCGAGUGAUAGUGAAGUGUCCUGUGAAUUCUGAGAGAGUAGAUAUAUAUCACCUUGUUUGAAUAUCGAUUCAUAAUAUUUUAUGAUUGAUCGAAAGGCUAGUUUGUGCUAGGAAAUUAUUAUAGACAUGUACGGUAUUAAAUAAAUUUUUAAAAUUCAACAAACAUUAUUUAACUUUUUUUAAAAACUGAAUAUGAUAUGGAGUACAUAUUAUUUAUUAACAAAAAUCGUUUGCAUUUUCAUUUGAAGAGUUUGUUAAAUUACGAAAAAUGUUGUUAAAUGUGAAGUAAAACUAUAUGCGUAGUCUUAUGUUACUUAUCAUUAACAAUUAUUUUGUUGGAGACAAAAUCCUUAAAGGUUUUGUAAUCAUCAUUAACUUUAGUAUUUUUAUACAUUUUUUUUUUUUGAUUCAUUUCUUGAUAUAAAUUAGUUGGUAAUUUUGUGUUUCGUGAAGCAAUUUUAACAUGCCUCUGUCAAUUAAUGGUCUCAUGAUGCAGAUAAUAUUUAAAUGUGGCAUUACACAUAAGAUUAUUUUUGUAUAAUUUAUUACUUUGUAAAUAACUCGGUACAUCCGAUUUAAUCUUUUUUAUUUCACUUGUUUUUUUUAUUAGCUAUAGCUUAUAUUAGAUAAUAGGUAAGCUUGGACAACAGAAACAAUAAACCAUAUUCUUAUUGAAAUACAGGUGAUAAUCAAACUAUGUAUAAAGUAUUUUUGUACAAGGAGGUGACAUCUUAGAUUUAGUGAAAAGGCUGCAUAUGUAUUAGGAUUUAUGUUUUGAAUCGCAGACAGACAUAUAAUUAUAUAUUUAAAAAAAAAUGUAUUACUCCAGUUUUGGUAUCACCAUCCUAUAGGAGCACACUGCUUAGUAAAGGCCUCUUCUCACAUGGAGAAGGUUUGCAGAGUUUUGUUUGCUAUAUAUAAAAUAUUAGAUUUCCAGCAACGCUUUUAAAUUGCUAAUAAUAAUGUCUUAAUUCUAAGGCUUUCUAGAAAAGUAAAUUUUGCUAGUACAUAUGCAGCGACUUGAUGGUAGUGUCGAUAGAUGUCGCCUGCAAUAAUUCAAUUAGAAAAAUGUAUUUUUACACAUUCAGAGAGUUUACUCAUUGCAGAGACUAAAUGUUUUGCUGUUUUUAUAUAUAUAUAUGCGUGUGUAUAUAUAUAAUCACAGUGUAUUAUCAAUAAAUUAUUUUAGGUAUGAAAUAGGUAACCGUUGAGAUGGUUAUAGUUUUGUGUUCACUACGAUUUUAAUUGUAAGCGAUACACUAUUGUUAGAAUUUUGUACAUAUUGUAAGAUUUCCCUAAAUAAAUAAUGAAAGUUA